AUGAGCCAAAACGGCGAAGGGCGACUUGACGAUCUUUUCGAACGCGCCAUGGAAAGCGUACUCGACCGGGGUGUCACGCUCGCAACACCAAUCACGAAAUAUCCAGUUUCCCAGAUCGAAGAUGCGUUACGGUUUAUGCAAAGCGGCAAGCAUAUUGGAAAGUUACUGAUCCAGUACGACGCCGGCGAUAUAGCUCCUGUGAUUCAACCAUCUAGAGGCGCUACAACUUUCGCCUCUGACGCGACGUAUGUUGUCUCUGGUGGACUUGGAGGCCUUGGGCUGGAAAUCAUAAAAUGGAUGGUAGACCAAGGCGCGAAGCAUCUCUGUAUUAUUUCGAGGAGGGGACUUGUUGAUGAGAGUGCGAAGGCUGUGGUGACGGGGUUGCAGGAUCGAGGCGUCACGAUUGUCACUCCGUCUUGCGAUAUCACGGACAAGAAGGCGUUGGAGGAGACGAUCUCCUCGACUCUGUCUGGCAUGCCACCUGUCCGAGGAUGCAUCCAGGCAUCGGCCGUUUUCAACGACAAUGUUUUCAAGCAGAUGACAGCCGAUGAUUGGCACUCACCCCUCGAUGUCAAAUGCACAGGGAGCAUGAACUUGUGGGAAACACUCCGCUCGCGCAGCGAAAAGGCAACCCUCGACUUCUUCGUCAUGCUGUCGUCGUUAUUUGGCGCGACGGGCAAUAGCGGCCAAUCCAACUACAGCGCAGGUAACGCCUACCAGGAUGCAAUGGCAAGGCAUCUAUCGUCUCAAGGACAUCAUGUAGUAUCUCUCAAUGCACCAGUGCUGAGCGAUGCAGGCAUGGUCGCUGCGAUACCGAUACUGGUGGAGUAUCUGCUCUCGGUCGGAAUUCCACACAUGACUAUAGGAGAGCUCAUCAACGCAUUGGAAUACUACUGCCGUCCCGCGAACCAAAGCACGAAGGUUGGCGUGAAGGAAGCGCAGUUGUUCCCGAGGUUCUGGCGUCCUGAAUACUCGGCGGAUGAGGGCGCUGAGCAGCCGGGCUGGCAGCACGAGCCGAUGUACAAUCACAUGGCGCUACAAGGCGGUCUCGGCGGUACCAGAACGGGUGGUGAGAAUACCUCUGGGAAGCGUCUCACGUCCAGCCUCAUUGCGGCGGCAGAUUCGCUGGAGGCUGCUCAGAAGAUUGUGCUGGGAGCCUUGUUGGAGCAGUUGGCGAAGACGCUUGGGUAUGAGUUGGAGGAUCUUGACCCUGCUAAGCCGAUGAAUGCGCACGGAGUGGACUCGCUGGUGGCUGUGGAGAUGCGGGUGUGGAUGACCAAGGAGAUUGGAGCCGACAUUUCUGGUUUUGAGCUUACCAGUGGUGAGCGCAUGGAACAGCUUGCUGCGAGGGCAGCAGCGGCAUCGAGAUUCCUGUCCGCCUUGAAGGGAGAGUAA
Molecule: messenger RNA, 1395 nt
Organism: Periconia digitata
Lineage: Eukaryota; Fungi; Ascomycota; Dothideomycetes; Pleosporales; Periconiaceae
Source: the annotation of a GenBank genome assembly